Molecule: messenger RNA, 1577 nt
Organism: Toxotes jaculatrix (banded archerfish)
Lineage: Eukaryota; Metazoa; Chordata; Actinopteri; Toxotidae
Exons: 6
Coding region: 418-1077 (219 amino acids)
Molecular function (GO): protein binding
Source: RefSeq, a predicted model, not a curated record
AAAUCAACGUUUGCGUGAUACUGAGCCACCUACAUAUUCUUGAAUAGUGAUUAAUCACAGUUUUAGGUUAUUAACUCUAAUGAUUAGAGUAUCACAGUCUCUAAAAUGAAAUAAAGCUACAGUGGCUUCGGAAAGUAUUCAGAUUGAUUCCCAUUUUACACACUUCAUUGUGUUGUAGAUUUAAUUUCGUAUGGAUUAAAUUGUCGUUUUGCCCAUCAGUCUACACUCAAUAACCCAUAAUGACAAAGUGAAAAUAGAAGCACCAUUGGAAGCGAUCACAGUCUCCAGUCUUCUUGGUUUACCCCCUCCCCACUCAUUUGGAAGUUAAUAAGAGAGACCCUCCAGAGACCCACAGGCACUACUAUCACAAGAUCUCCCCGUCUGAGGCCAAACAACGCUGUGAGCAUCAAGGGAAUCAUGCCUGUGCCCAAGAAAGCAGGAAGAAAAAACAGUGCUGCUGCUGCAGAAGACAAGCUGCCGCCAUACGAGCCAAACAUCCCUGAGCCAACCACCAGGGCUGACUUCAUGAAAUACUGGCUCCAGCUCUCUCUGGAUGAUAAAACUGCACAGAAACUGUUGUGGAUUUCAGAGGGUGGGUCCAAAGUGGCUCGCACAUCUGAUGCAGUGUGUCCAUAUCCCAACAGGCCCGAGAGAUACGAACACUCACCACAGGUGCUGUGUAAGGAGGGUCUACUGGGCUACCGAGGGUACUGGGAGGUGGACUACGACGGCUGGGUGGUGAUCGGGGUGGUCAACGAGAGCGCGCCCCGGAAGGGCCAGGACGGGCCCUGCGGCCUCGGGGAGAACAACGGCUCCUGGGGCGUCGGCUGGUCUGGCUCCUGCUACCAGGUCUGGCACAACAGUGAGAACGUGGACGUCCAGCUCCCCCUGUGCCCCACCAUUGGAAUCUACGUGGACCAGCCCGCCGGCAUCAUCAAGUUCCUCUUGGUGGAGGGAGAGGGCGAGAAGGAGGUGCGGCUGAUUCACAAGUUCAAAGCAAACAUCCAGGAGAAGAUUUUCCCUGGGUUCUGGGUUGGCACGAAUUCUUUCUGCCUCAUCCGGAAAAAGGAUCAGUGACAAAUUAGAGGGUGUAGCCCGCGGGACAGGGGAGGGGUCAAGUAGUGUAAAUUUAAGAAGGUGUCAGGAGGGAGAUGGAAAGCUUGUGAUGUUUGGGGAACAAGUGUCGCCAUUGUAGAGCAGAACCGAAGCACGUCAUGACAUCUUUGUAGAUCGUGCUUGCUUCCUCUGGUGCAUGCAGAAAGCUUAUUCGUGUCAUAUUAUAUCCAGAAGUGCACAAUUAUUUUAUUAACUAUUGUGUAUCUAUUCAUGUGUUUUAUUGAAUUUAGAAAAGAGGGAAAGUUGUGUAUGUUUUUAUUACACACAGGGCUUUGCAUGUACUGCAGUGCUUGUUUAACUUUAGGGUCUUUAUCUUUUUUAUGUGCUGAAUGUAGUCAAUAAAUUCAGUUAUUGUGUAAUAACACUGACACUGCUUUAUUUUUAGCAUGAUGUCAGGGUUGAGAAGAAAUCAGAUGGUAGAUCAUAUUCAUGACUUGUACAGUAGAGCGCUGAGGCCCCCU